GCGCUCGCAUAACUCCAGUUCGCGUCGUGACGGUGCUUGGCCUGUUACGACGGUUGCGCUGUCCCCGUUUCUCCUUUUCACGGCAUCACUCACUCUGUGACGAUACUGUUUCUAGGCCGCUAUGUCGUUCUUCAACUCUAUUGGCCGCUCCAUGCAGCGCAACCAACGGCCCCCAAGACGCUCGACAACACCCACUUCUGGCAGCUUUCCAUCGACUGACUCGCUUCCGCCCCCCACGCCGACGAGUCCCUCUGUGCCCAAACCGCUCUAUCUAUGCAGUCCGUUCGUAGAAGCCGCGCUGGUGAAGGGCAACUUCAAGACAAUCGUCAUGCUGCCCAAGUACGCGGACGUGAUGGAAUGGGUCGCAGUGAACAUCUUUGACUUCUACCAAAAUCUGAACCAAUUCUACGGCGUCCUCGCCGAGUGCUGCACGGCGCAGUCAUGCCCCACCAUGUCUGCAGGCCAAGGUCUCAACUACACGUGGAUCAACCAAGAUCGCAAAAACGUGCAGCUCCCCGCGCCCACGUACAUCGACUACGUGAUGACCUGGGUGCAGAACCUCCUUGAUGACGAGAACGUCUUCCCCACCAAGUCAGGCCGCGAUUUCUCGCAGAACUUCCCCUCAACCGUCAAGCACGUCUACCGCCAGCUUCUCCGCGUAUUUGCGCACCUCUACCACGCGCACUACCCCCAGAUCCUCCACCUCCGUUCCGAGGGCCACUUCAACUCCCUUUUCGCGCACUUCUUAGCCUUCGGCAAGGAGUACGAGCUCCUCGAUCCCAAAGACAUCAAAGGCCAAGCGGGCGCGCCCGUCGGCGUUGGGGCACUCUGGGAGAAGUGGAAGGAUAUGGGCAUCCUCGAGUCCUCAUAAGUGUUUGGAGCUUGGGGGACUAGUGUUAGGGUUGGUUUGCAUGCUGCAGGGGGGGGGGACGUCGAUAGAAUGGGUUUGGAGACGGCCGGUUCGUCAUAUACCACACACGCAUGCACAUUGGAGUGUCUCAGAGGACCACUCUCUGAGCGUGUAACAUACAUAUCAUGGAAAGACUUACCGAAGGGGUACUAUACUAUCGUGAGGCUCCACUUGCGAGCGAGACCAGUAGUAGUAGGCUAAAGGAGCAGCCCUUUCGGGCCAAGUACAAUCCGAUCCAGCCGGUUCACGAAAGCCAUCCAUAGGACAACUUGGGUGUCUUCCUCUAUGAUCUCCAACGCCCUGAUCGGGUACGUCACCCUCGUAGACGUUGCAGUCUGGCCAAGCACUUGCGGCUCCGGAGAGAAAAGCACGGUAUCCACGUCGCGGGGUGGGAGAGCUUGCCCCGUACGGAGAGACCAUAUGUGUAGUAGAUUGUCUCCUCCACCAGAGAACAGGAAGUCUUCCCCGGGAUCCACGGUGAUCCCAAGCUUUGACUCGAUAGUGGGCGAGAAUCCCCAGAACUGAAGGAGGGGGGUGUUCUUGCGAAGGAACCGCAUAUCGUGCGUUUCAAGCUCUCCCCGCAUGGUCCGGAUGACGAGUUCAUGCCCGUGGACGAUACGAAGGUAGUCAAUAGCCGGCGUCAUUUUCCACGCGGACGGUCGCUCCGCCAUGUUCACCGCCAAGUCCGUUUUGCUCCCCGGCUCUCUGGAAUCCCAGCGGUCGACAAUGCCGUUCCGCAUGCCCAUGUACGUGAUGUCCUUAUUAUGUUGGCAUAGCGCGAGUACGUCACUGCUUCUCGGUAAUCGGAUGUAGUCGUGCUUUUCGACGUCUAGGAAGCACACGGCAGCCUUCCGUCCACCUAUGAUUACUUUGCGGUCAAGCACUUGACCACACCAAACGUCGCUGCACACGUGUAUCGGCAGCUCUCGAACGGUCAAAACUCCUCCAGUAUGAUCGUUCUUGGUGAGAAGACGUGAGGGUGAGCCAAAAGACGUUGCCACGCAAAUAGGUCCUGAGCGAGAGAUAGAGGUAACCUGUGUCCGCAGGCCAAACCGGCGCUUCCCGACGUUAGGGUCAUCUGUCCGCACGGAGUACAACCAGCCCCAUGUGUCUCCGAUGAGGAUUUCUUCGUUCUCCUGCCAAGGGAUAGUUAGGGAUACACGAGGGAAAGGCGAUGAAGGGCGGGAUGUUUAGACCUUGGCGCAUAGUGCCGUUACCGGGCCGUCGAACUGCACUCUAGCUGCCCCCUCUGUCUUGGGCGUAUGAUUCGAGAGUUUUCCGAUCUGAACAUCAUGCAUGCAUCUCCUCCGGUAUGUGCCGAGAGGUGAUUCUUUGAGCGCGUUCAACGAACGCCAUACUGUGUUACGGGGUUCAGACGGCUCGGUGUCUUCCUCUUCGAGUCCUUGCUGCGCAUGCUGUCGUUUCCGCGGCG
Molecule: messenger RNA, 2342 nt
Organism: Dichomitus squalens LYAD-421 SS1
Lineage: Eukaryota; Fungi; Basidiomycota; Agaricomycetes; Polyporales; Polyporaceae
Exons: 13
Coding region: 122-871 (249 amino acids)
Biological process (GO): signal transduction; positive regulation of protein phosphorylation; cell division
Cellular component (GO): nucleus; cytoplasm
Molecular function (GO): protein kinase activator activity
Source: RefSeq, a predicted model, not a curated record